Messenger RNA from Sardina pilchardus (European sardine), 686 nucleotides. Its product is annotated as homeobox protein not2-like. The transcript is spliced from 2 exons. The record is from RefSeq and is a predicted model, not a curated record. Gene Ontology annotation, biological process: central nervous system development; brain development; neuron differentiation. The coding region runs from base 1 to 612 and encodes 203 amino acids. Gene Ontology annotation, cellular component: nucleus. NCBI's taxonomy places the organism in Eukaryota, Metazoa, Chordata, Actinopteri, Clupeiformes, Clupeidae. Gene Ontology annotation, molecular function: DNA-binding transcription factor activity, RNA polymerase II-specific; RNA polymerase II cis-regulatory region sequence-specific DNA binding.
AUGACGUGGACGCUCCCAGAAAAACUCGGCGGACGCACGAAGGGACACCUCCCUCUCUUGGAGGGGUCCUUCUACAUCAAAUCCUUGGAACCGUUGGCACAGCCGAAAUAUUCGUUCAGCAUUGAUGCCAUAUUGUCCACAGACCAUCGGUCCGCUCACCCCCAGCAAAUAAUCGCCUCGCAUGUUCCGCUGUCCUCGCCGUAUGCCUAUAUAUCUGGCAGGGCUCCGUACCAGAAACAACCCCUUCAGCUACAUCUCCAGCCAUUCCAUCACCACAGCUAUGAAACAGACUUAUAUGAUGGUAACGCCGUUUACCCAAAUAAUUUGACAUAUCAUGGAGGUUUCGUGCGUAAAACAUGCAGACGGAUCCGCACAAUCUUCACCACAGAACAACUGACGAGACUGGAGGAGGUGUUUAGCAAGCAGCGCUAUAUGACCGGGACUGAGAAAAUUUUACUCGCUUCGGCCCUGCGCCUUACAGAGAUCCAGGUUAAAGUGUGGUUCCAGAACCGGAGAACGAAAUGGAGAAAGAGCAAAGAGGACCAAGCCCAACAGUCGCCGUGUUCGGGGGACGAACAGUUCAUCUCGGUCGACAGUGACGACUCCCUGUAGUUUAAAGGAACUUAAACAGUUGGUGUUAAGACACCGCAACAUAUUUGUCUUUAUUUUAAUUUCUGUUACGAAAG